Molecule: messenger RNA, 3228 nt
Organism: Olea europaea var. sylvestris
Lineage: Eukaryota; Viridiplantae; Streptophyta; Magnoliopsida; Lamiales; Oleaceae
Product: integrator complex subunit 3
Exons: 4
Coding region: 1408-2859 (483 amino acids)
Cellular component (GO): cytoplasm
Source: RefSeq, a predicted model, not a curated record
CGCCAAAAUCACCCAAACAUUACGAUUUUCCUUCCUGAUCCACGACUUUGGUUAACCCCAAAUCAAAUCAGAGAAACUCCCAAUUCGAGCCCUAAUUCCAAAACCCCAAUCUAGAAAUUCAAAUUAGCAAGAUAUGGGUUCAAAAUCCACAAUCCAUAUCAAUUGAACCACAUAUUUCAUAUGAAGGAUUCAACAGCUUCUUCCCAAAUAUUCUAGAGGGCGUAGCAGUAGGAGGCACAUAAAGCAAAGAUGGCGAGUUCUAUUGGGAUCCAUCUUCUCCUACCCCAACCCUGUCAGGAAUAGGAAUUCAAAUUAGAAGGGUAUGCGCGGGCUGUAUGUGGUGUGGUUGGUUUUGGAAUCCGGUUUCCUUUUCUGCAUCCUCGAUUUGGGUUGUUGGGCUUUCCAAUUCAAUUAUUCAGCAGCCCAUGAGCCAUUUACCAAGAGAACUUAUACACGCACCGAGGCCAGUCGUUCAAUCAAUUGUUCAAACCUAACCUCAUAGGAAACUGAGAAGGUUGCAAUCUUUUACGAUCAAUAGGUGAUUUAUGUGGGCUCUUUUACCAAGCUUAAACAAUACCUUAAGGUAAUGGUCGAGGCUGCUAGAUCUUCUUUGAAGCAGAAUUCAAUGCCUCUACCUCCCUAGAGAUCUUAAUCUAUUAGAAAUCUAGUUAAACACAAAUUCUAAGAUGAUUUAAUGAAAGUAAAAAUUAGUGGAUCAAUUUAGAGUUUUGUAUUUUUAUAUCUAUUACGCUUGAUCAUUACUUAUGUCUAUUUAAGUAAAUUUAUAUAUAAUUUAAAAUAUAGUAAAAUUUUAUUUUUAAAAGUGGAUGUACUUAUAAAAAGCGUGGAUGGAAAUAGCGGUACCCUUAGGAUUUAGGUAAGGCCUUCUUCUACUUUCCUUUUAUCAGUCAAGGUUUGGGAAAACAACUUGUUCAGUUUUGUUUAUCUAUUCAUUCAUUCUUUUUGAAUUCAAUUUCUGGUUUUAUAUUGUCUCUGCCUAUUCAAAAUUGCUGUCUAUUGGACUAGUUUAGGCUUUUAGCAUCGAAAUGGAAACCCAGAAAACAAAUUACUUGUGAACUCUUUUCUUUUAUUUUUUUAUUUUUUUAGGAAUUAAGAUUUAAGACCCCUAGCCAUUUGAGACUUGGAGGAGGUUCUUUGCGAUGGAAGCAGAGUUUUUGGUUAGAGUUUCGACGCCACGGCACCCAAUUCCGUUCUCCCGGUGUUGCAUCCCCAUGGCAGUGCUGCUUCCUUAAAGGAGCCACCUGUUUAUUGAUUAUUACCGACUGCCAUAAUGCUGUGCCACUUCCAAGUUCUGAUUCGGGUCUCACGGUGACUGGAGCUCUUUGCUCUAUGAACACAGUGGUAAGGUAGGUACAUUCAAGAUAUUAUUAUUUACUUGAGUCGAAAAUGGCCUUAAAUCUCAUAAAGAAAGCCCUACAUGAAGCGGAAAAUCCAAUUGAGGUCUCCCUAAGAGAAUCCUUUCAAAUUCUUGAACCCAAAUUAAGACCCCCUUUUCCUUUAACAAUCCCAACUCAAGAAGAGUACUCAAACCUCAACAACGCAAUUCUUUAUGGCAUUUUGUGUGAACCCCAAUUGGCUAACGUACAUCUUAAGCACUUACAUGGCAUAGUUACUGAUGGGUACCGUUAUUUCACGAGUAUGCUCAUCAAAAUUGUGAAUGACUUUUAUGGAAAGCUAUUUGAUUCUGUGAAGAGGCAGUUGAUCUCAGUAGCUCAUGAAACUGUGUAUGUGUCGGCAGUGGGGUUUGAUGAGUUGAUGGUAGCCCUUUUGAGGCAGAUUGUUGGUGGGGAUUUUAGUGAAGGGAAUUUGUGGUUGUGUUUUGAGAUGGUCACUCUUUUUUUAAGCAAAUGGGAUUCUUUGUUAGAAGAGGAGCCUUUAGUUUUGACAUUUGCUUUGUAUGUUUUUCUUCGGUUGUUAGCUGAUCACUGUAGAGUAUCAAAUGUUGAACGGAUUGAAGCGUUGAAGCGAGUUGAGAUAGAUUUUUGUGUUAAAAUGAUAAGGGAAAAUUUUCAUUUAUGUUUGAAGAUUGGGAGGGAUCUUCUGAGGCUUUUACAAGAUUUGGUUCAUAUACCUGAGUUUUGUGCCAUAUGGAAAGACUUGUUACUGAAUCCAAGCUCAUUUAGGAAUGAGGGAUUUGCGGAUAUCACACAAAUUUAUCGUACAAGGACUUCGAGUAGGUAUCUUUUGCUUCGGAUUACUCCUGAAAUGGAAUCUCAGUUGAGGUUCUUGCUUACUCAUGUGAAGUUAGGGAGUCAGAAGCGGUACCAAGUUUGGUUUACAAAGAAGUUUCUGGCUACUCCAGAGAGGGAAACACUUCUGACAGACAUGGUUAGGUUCAUAUGCUGUGCACAUCACCCGUCUAAUGAAAUUAUCCAAUCAAAUGUUAUCCAGAGAUGGGCUGUUAUCGGUUGGCUUUUGAAAUUUGGUAAAAAGACUCACGUUGAAGCAAAUAUGAAGCUUGCCUUGUUUUACGAUUGGCUUUUCUUCGAUGAUAAGGCGGAUAAUAUCAUGAAUCUCGAACCUGCAAUUUUGUUGAUGGUGCAUUCUAUUCCUAGAUACAUGGAGAUGACACAUUCUCUUCUUGAAUUUCUGUUCAUAUUGUUGGAUAACUAUGAUCUUGAUAGGAAGGCAAUGGUGCUAAGGGGAAUAUCAUCAGCUUUCCACAUACUUGUCAGGAAAGGCGUGGUCCAAUCGCUCGAUGUUCUUGUUAGUUGUGAUAUGCUUUCUCCAUUUCUCAAGGAAAGCCUUAGAAAGUUGUUGCCGGACCUGAACAUGAACUGUCCAGCGGAGCUUCAAAAGAGUAAUAUCCUGUGUAGUAACACUCCAUCAUAUUUGUGAAGCUUGGAAUCUUGAACAUUGUCAAGCAUGGGUUAAAUUGGUUGCCGCUUUUGUCAGGGGCGGCCAUGGUGGUUUACCAAAUUUAAUGUCUCAAAUUUUGGCUCGUAUAGUCCUUAUAAUUCUGCGAUUAACGGAGAAUGUAAAGAUAUAUAUUAAUUUGUUGGAGUGGUUAUUGUACGACUAGAAAUUUCAUUUAAAUUUUUUUCACUUGAGUCAUGAUUCUAGACCUGGGUUCGACUAAAUAGGAAAGUGUUUUUACACCCAUUUCGAUGGUUCAUCAGGAUGAGACGAUGCAAUUUUAAAAAAUUGUAAGUACUGAAUUAUUAAAGUUCAUACGAAAAGUCAUUAUUAUUAAGAAUGGUACUCGAA